AUGGAGUUCUCACAGUUGCUGAUAUCAUCAGAAGCUUGGUCUGAAAAGAGUGGAUCAAAAUUCAAAGUUUUAUCCUCUGACGAAGAAGAGAAAAAAGUCGUAUUCCACGUACCCGACACUGAUAUAGUUUUCCACUUGUCAAUAUGUGACGAUAAGACAAAAUUGUUGGUAUGGAGUAACAAUGACAGUGUUCUGCCUUAUUUACAUGAUGUGCUGGAGCCAGCAGAGAUGGGUAAACCUGUCAAAGAUGUUCUUGAUAUGGUUGACAAAUGUCUUAAAUCAUUGGUGACAGCAGCCUUGAAUAAUGAUGGCAGUGAUGAUGAUGAAGGAUGUGGAUCAGAUGAAAAUGAUGAUUAUGAUACUUACUAUGGCAAUGACGAUUUAGAUGCUGAUGAAAAGGAGGUACCAAAAGAAAAAGAACCAAAUGCCAGCAGUGAGGACGAAGAUGAGGACAACUUUUUUGGUGCCCAGGGAACACCAGCAGCAGUGCAGAGGCUCCUCAGAGAUUUGAAAGGAAUGAAAGAGUCCCACAAGUUUGGAAUAGAAGGACGACCAAGGGGAGAUAAUCUGUUUAUUUGGGAUGUGAAACUGAAAGAUUUCCCCCUAGAAUCAAAGUUAGGCAGAGAUCUCCAGAUCUUUGCUGAUAAAUUCAAGAAAGAGCCUGCUGUCUACGUUGAGAUGCAUUUUCCAGGAGAAUAUCCAAUGAAACCUCCAUUUGUUAGAAUUUUGCGGCCAAGAUUUAAAUUUUUAACAGGUCAUGUGACCAUAGGUGGUAGCAUCUGCAUGCAAAUGUUGACGAAUUCUGGGUGGACACCAACUAACGAUAUUGAGGCAAUCCUGGUCCAGAUUCGAUCCGAGAUUAUGAGUGACCCGAAUGCCCAACUGGAGAGAAAUGAUUCAGAUCGUCCCUAUGAGGAACAGGAAGCGAGAGAUGCAUUCACACGUAUGGUAAAAAGAUACGGAUGGUGA
This is a messenger RNA of Ylistrum balloti, 969 nucleotides long. RefSeq names its product ubiquitin-conjugating enzyme E2 Q2-like. Bases 1 to 969 code for a protein of 322 amino acids. The record is from RefSeq and is a predicted model, not a curated record. The transcript is spliced from 9 exons. Lineage: Eukaryota; Metazoa; Mollusca; Bivalvia; Pectinida; Pectinidae.